UCGGCGGCCGCGGGACGCUUGCCGGCGCCCAGGACUUUGGGGUCGCGGGGAUCGGGCGCGGUGGGUUCUUUGCAGCCAGGGACCAUGGUGGUUCUCCGCAGCAGCGUGGAGCUGCAGAGCCGUUCGGCGACUUCCUCCGCUACGGACUCCUUGGACCUGUCGAACGACUUCCUCAGCUUGCCCAGCAGCGGCGGCCGGAGGCGGCUGCGCUCGGCCCGCGCCGCGGACAAACCCGUCGUCCCCGCAGCCGCGGCGGCCGAUGGAUUGUCGGUAAAGAAAAUUGAAAUCUACCAUCAGAGACAUUCUUUAAGAUCUUUGAGAAAAAAUGCACAGACUUCUUCAGAUUCUAGUUUUGAUAAGAAUAUGGAAAGAACAGAGAAACACACGAACAGCAGGCAUUUUACAAGGCAGUUGGCUAGACAGCAGGCUGAUAAAAAAAAAGAAGAGUGCAAAGAAGAUAAAGCGAUUCCAAUUACUCACUCACUGAGGACAAGAAACAUUGCUAAGAGCACAGAACACUUGCAUGAAGAGAACGGAGAUGGUGAAGUUCGCCGUAGUUGUAGAAUUAGAAGUCGAUACGGCACCGUGAACCAGUCUGUGCUCUUUGACAAACUAAUAACAAACACUGCUGAAGCUGUACUUCAAAAAAUGGAUGAUAUGAAGAAGAUGCGUAGACGGCGAAUAAAAAAGCUUGAAGCCUUGGAAGCAUUUGAUGAAACAAAAGAAAGCAAUCUGACUAUGUACACAAGAAGAAAACAAAAUGGCAUUCAACAAGCUGAUGAAGAAACAACUGACAACCAAGAAGAUAGUGUGGAAUCAUCUGAAGAGGGUGAAGAGCAGGAAGAAGAUGAAGAUGAUGAUGAAGAUGAAGGUGAAGAUGAAGACGAUGGUGAAGAUGAUGGUGAGGACGAAGAUGAAGGUGAAGAUGGUGAAGGAGAUAACCAGAAACGAUACUAUCUCAGGCAGAGAAAAGCAGCUGUUUACUAUGAGGCUCCAUUGGAAAAACCUCGUCACCAGAGAAAGCCCAACAUGUUUUAUGGUGGCUCUGCUUCUCCUGCAAGACGAAGAUAUCGAUUAUCAUCUACAGGGCCAAGAAGUCCUUACUGUAAAAGAAUGAACAGGCGAAGGCAUGCAAUUCAUAGCAGCGAUUCUACUUCUUCAUCAUCUUCUGAAGAUGAGCACUUUGAGAGGCGAAGAAAAAGGAACCGAAAUAGAGCUAUUAAUAGGUGUUUACCACUAAAUUUUCGGAAAGACGAAAUAAGAGGAAUUUGUAAAGAUCGAAUGAAAAUUGGAGCAAGCCUUGCUGAUGUUGAUCCAAUGCAACUUGAUUCUUCAGUACGAUUUGAUAGUGUUGGUGGCCUGUCCAGUCAUAUUGCAGCUCUAAAAGAGAUGGUUGUAUUUCCAUUACUGUAUCCAGAAGUGUUUGAAAAGUUUAAAAUUCAACCCCCAAGAGGUUGUUUAUUUUAUGGUCCACCUGGAACUGGAAAAACCCUAGUUGCUAGAGCACUUGCCAAUGAGUGCAGUCAAGGGGAUAAGAGAGUUGCAUUUUUCAUGAGGAAAGGUGCUGACUGUCUGAGUAAAUGGGUAGGGGAAUCUGAAAGACAGCUACGAUUGCUAUUUGAUCAGGCAUAUCAGAUGCGCCCAUCAAUCAUUUUCUUUGAUGAAAUUGAUGGUCUGGCUCCAGUACGAUCAAGCAGACAAGAUCAAAUUCACAGUUCAAUUGUUUCCACCCUGCUAGCUCUUAUGGAUGGGUUGGACAACAGAGGAGAAAUUGUGGUCAUUGGUGCUACCAACAGACUAGAUUCCAUAGACCCUGCUUUGCGAAGGCCUGGUCGCUUUGACAGAGAAUUUCUUUUCAGCCUACCUGAUAAAGAUGCUCGAAAAGAAAUUCUGAAGAUUCAUACAAGAGAUUGGAAUCCCAAACCUUUGGACUUAUUUCUAGAAGAACUAGCCGAAAACUGUGUUGGGUACUGUGGAGCAGACAUGAAGUCAGUGUGUACCGAAGCGGCUCUGUGUGCGCUACGUCGACGUUACCCACAGAUCUACACCACUAGUGAGAAGCUGCAGCUGGAUCUCUCUUCAGUUAACAUCUCAGCUAAGGAUUUUGAGGUAGCUAUGCAGAAGGUGAUGCCAGCCUCCCAGAGAGCUGUGGCCUCGCCUGGGCAGGCACUGUCUCCCAUUGUGAAGCCUCUCCUGCAAAGCACUGUUCACUUGAUCUUGAAAGCCCUGCAGAAGGUAUUUCCGCAUGCAGAAAUUGGAACAAACAAAGCUUUAAACUCAGAUGUUUCUUGUCCUCUUCUGCAAAGUGACGUGGCAUUCAGUGACGACGAUGCACCAUCAGUGUUUGAAAAUGGACCUGCUCCAAAAUCCUUGAGUAAGACAGGAGAAAAUUUUCUGCAUUUGAAUAGAAACGCCUGUUACCAACCUAUGUCUUUUCGACCAAGAAUACUGAUAGUGGGAGAGCCAGGAUUUGGACAGGCUUCUCACUUGGCCCCAGCUGUCAUCCAUGCAUUGGAAAAACUUACUGUGUAUACAUUAGACAUUCCUGUUCUUUUUGGAGUCAGUGCUACAACCCCUGAAGAAACAUGUGCUCAGAUGAUUCGUGAAGCAAAGAGAACAGCCCCGAGUAUAGUCUAUGUUCCACAUAUCCACUUGUGGUGGGAAAUAGUUGGACCAACACUCAAAGCGACAUUCAUCACAUUAUUACAGAACAUUCCUUCAUUUGCCCCAGUUUUACUACUUGCAACUUCAGACAAACCCUAUUUUGCACUGCCAGAAGAGGUACAAGAAUUGUUUACCCAGGAUUGUGGGGAGAUUUUUAAUGUCCAGUUACCAGGUAAAGAAGAAAGAACAAAAUUUUUUGAAGAUUUAAUUCUAAAACAAGCUGCUAAGCCUCCUGUAUCAGAAAAGAAAGCAGUUUUGCAGGCCUUGGAGGUACUCCCAAUUGCACCACCACCUGAGCCAAGGCCAUUGACAGCAGAAGAAGUGAAAAAACUAGAAGAACAAGAAGAAGACACGUUUAGAGAACUGCGGAUUUUCUUAAGAAAUGUCACACAUAGGCUUGCUAUUGAUAAGCGAUUCCGAGUUUUCACUAAGCCAGUUGAUCCUGAUGAGGUUCCUGAUUAUGUCACUGUAAUAAAGCAACCGAUGGACCUUUCAUCUGUAAUCAGUAAAAUUGACUUACAUAAAUAUCUGACCGUGAAAGACUAUUUGAGGGAUAUUGAUCUGAUCUGUAGUAAUGCUUUAGAAUACAAUCCAGAUAGAGAUCCUGGAGAUCGUCUUAUUAGACACAGAGCCUGUGCUUUAAGGGAUACUGCAUAUGCAAUAAUUAAAGAAGAGCUUGAUGGAGAUUUUGAGCGGCUGUGUGAAGAAAUUCAAGAAUCUAGAAAGAAAAGAGGUUGCAGCUCCUCCAAAUACGCACCAUCCUACUAUCAUGUGAUGCCAAAGCAAAAUCCUAGUCUUGGUGGCGAUAAAAAGUCAGAUCAAGAACAGAGCGAGAAGCUAAAGGCAGCCAGUGCUCCUGUGGCUUGCAGCACACCUGCUCAGUUGAAGAGAAAAUUUCAUAAGAAAUCAAAAUGGAGCGUAGGGUCCAAAGCAAAGCGAAGAAGAAUAUCACAGGCAAAAGAUGAGAGCCAGAAUGCUCAGGAAGAGCCGACCAGGAGUGAUGGGGAGGAGGCGCAGGCUGCAGGCCUAGACCACCACGAGCCUCGAAACAUGGGCGAGUCUUCAGUGGAGGACAGCGAGAGGCAGCACAGUGCCUCUGAAAGCAAAAUAGACUUGGGAAAUAAUUCAGAUACUUCCAUUAUUGAGAAUGAACUUGAAGAAUCAAGGAAAACCAUAGAAAGUACGGAACUGAACACAGAGCAUUGCAACGGAGACGCUUCCAGCUCUCAGGCCCUAGACACACCUGAUGAGAGGGAAGCACAAGAAAUGUGUAUUCUGCGAAUGACUCGAGCUAGACGUUCCCAGGUAGAGCAACAGCAGCUUGUCAGUGUUGAGAAGGCUUUGGCAAUUCUCUCUCAGCCCGUGCCCUCGCUGGUGGUGGACCAUGAGCGGUUAAAUGCUCUUUUGAAGACUGUUGUUAACAAAAGUCAGAAAUAUAAUAUAUUUCAACUAGAAAAUUUGUAUGCAGUAAUCAGCCAGUGUAUUUAUCAGCAUCGCAGGGACUAUGAUAAAACAGCACUUAUUCAGAAAAUGGAGCAAGAAGUAGAACACUUCAGCUGUGCCAGAUCAUGAUGCCGUUGCAAUCAAGUGUUUAUAUCCAUUAUCUAUUUAAUUAACUUCUGACAUGUCUGCAUCACUGACUGAUACAAGAGGAACAGGUUAAAACAGUAAAAUAAAAGUAUUUAAAAUUUCUGCUAUUUAUGUACAUGUGUAAGAUAACUGAUAAAUAUUGGAAACUUGUUUCAACAAAAUACCUAUGAUAAUUGUAAUAGUUGAAGUUUGGCCAGAUCUUAAUAAAGCUAUUUUGAUAACUGUU
Jaculus jaculus (lesser Egyptian jerboa) is the source of this 4480-nucleotide messenger RNA. RefSeq names its product ATPase family AAA domain containing 2 (gene Atad2). Lineage: Eukaryota; Metazoa; Chordata; Mammalia; Rodentia; Dipodidae. The coding region runs from base 85 to 4236 and encodes 1383 amino acids. Gene Ontology annotation, cellular component: nucleus. Gene Ontology annotation, molecular function: ATP binding; chromatin binding; ATP hydrolysis activity. The transcript is spliced from 28 exons. Gene Ontology annotation, biological process: positive regulation of transcription by RNA polymerase II. The record is from RefSeq and is a predicted model, not a curated record.